AUGUUCUGGAGAUUUGGCGGAUACGCCAACAUAUCCACCAUCGAUACUAUCCUCGAAAAGCCCGAAUUUACCGUCGAAGACCUCCUCGACGAAAGCGACCUGAUUCAAGAGCUCAAGCAGCACAAUACGAAGCUAAUCGAAUACCUCCGCGAGGACAAUGUGCUCAAGACUCUGCUCGAAUAUGUCGUCGCACCCAAGUUAGAGCCCGUCGCCACCCCAGAACCAGAUGAACCCGCCGAGGAGAUCAAGGGCAAGGGUCGCCUCCUUCCCUUUUCAAGACCUCGCGCCUCAUCCCGAGCUACCGAUACCGACAACGAGGAGGAAGAGCAGGAGAAGAAGCGCAAUCGCUAUGCCUACGUUGCUGCCGAAGUCUUGUCAUCCGACACGUGGUCCAUUUACGAGGCCAUGAUGGAAAACCAAGACCUGGUGCGGGAAUUUUGGCAGUUUCUGAAGCGCCCGACGCCUCUUGACCCCCUGCAAGCCAGUUACUUUACGAAAGUCAACGAGGCUUUGUUCGACAAGAAGACGGAGGAGAUGGUUAUCCUUCUCAAAUCUCUCCCCGAGGCCGUGCCCGACUUGCUCCGUCAUGUUGAGUGCCCUAUGAUUAUGGAUCUGCUUCUCAAGAUCAUUGCCCUAGACCGCACAGAGGGCGGCCAGGGUGUUGUAGAGUGGCUAUACGGCCAAGACGUUGUGCCGACGCUGCUAUCCUGCCUCAGCCCGGAGCACAGCUGGGUUGUUCAGACAGCUGCAGGCGACUUCAUCAAGGCCAUCAUUACCAUUUCGGCCAAUGCAUCGCAAAACGAGCAGCAAUGCAUCGGCCCGAACGAACUCACCCGCCAGCUGGUGUCGCAACCCUGUGUGGAACAGCUGAUCAAGUACAUGUUAGGAGGUGGAAACCCGCUGACCGUGGGUGUCGGCAUCAUUAUCGAAGUCAUCAGGAAGAAUAACUCGGACUAUGAUCCAGACGUUGGCACCGAAGCCAACUCUGUUCCCUCGAGCCGAGACCCCAUCUAUCUAGGAACCCUCCUCCGCUUGUUUGCGCAACACAUUCCCGAUUUCGUCAACCUGAUUAUGAACAUCCCGGUGCAGAAGGGACCGUUGGAAUCGACCUUUGGCGAAAAGAUAGAGCCUCUUGGCUUCGACCGAUUCAAGACGUGCGAGUUGAUGGCCGAACUGCUUCACUGCAGUAACAUGGGCCUACUCAAUGAAGUUGGUUCCGAGGACGUGAUUGCAGCUCGAGAUGCUGAGCGUCAGCGCUUAAGAACGGAGGGUAAGCUUACCCCAAACCGUGGAGAAGAACCGCCAUCAUCUACGGAUGACUUGACGAUGCGCAUCGGUCGUUCUUCUCCCGAGGAGGGACGUCGUUUAGAGGUAACCAAUAUCUCAGACGAUGACGGAUUCGAAGAGGUUGAGCCCAGCCGCGAAAUGAACGAGGACACGUCCCACGAGUUCGUAAAAGCCGAAGAAGAGAUUCCUGUCGCUGCACCAGCCUCGUCCUUCCUGGACAGAGACGAAGACGACUUUGUGGACGAGCCGCUCAGCUCGCCCAGACUCAACGUCGCAGAUGACAAAAUCAAGGAACAACGAUUUGAUGACCCCGAUCUGGUGGUCGCUCCCCUUUCGCCGAACAAGCCAAAGACUGCUUCCAUCGAUGAGACUGCUGCAGCAGCAGCGGUUUCCGAAGCCAAGUCCGAAUUGGAGGCGAAGCCGGAUACCGUUGACGCCAAGAGUGAAGAGCCGGCUGCGAAAGAAUCCAAAUCUGAGAAAACUGAGAAGACUUCCGGCGCAGACGACCUGGCUGACAAGACCUCGGAUGAUGCUACCAUUAACAAGGUAGAGGAACUUUCGCUUGAGGAGAAGGCUGAUCAAACGGUUGUUCCCGAGGACAAUCAGAAGGGUGACGAGUCCGACUCUUCUGUUGUCUAUACGCCUAGCGUCACCGAUUCUGAGGCGAAAACCGAGCCAGCAGAGACCGCGCCGGCAGUGCCUGAACCUCCCCAGCACCCCGAAGACAUGCCAGCCCCUCUGUUUUCCAAAUCCACCACUGAUCCUGAUGCGACUGCGGACAAGGACGAUACUUCCAAGGAGACCGAAUCCGAAGUUGAGCCAGCUCCGGAGGUUCCCAUGGCCCCUCCAGUUCCCGAGGUGCCAGAAGCCCCCGCGGCUCCAGGAACUGACGACGAUGCGACAAGGGAGGCUGGAGACCUACCGCCUGCUGUUCCCGAUCGGCCUGACCCGAACAGCGUUAAGCCUGUUGUCGGCGACUACCUCAAGGUGCAAUUUGUCGAAUACCGUGUUGUGCCCACGAUUCUGGUUUUUAACGGGCCUAUGGACAGAGGCUACAACCCGACCUUGGCAGUUUCACUGUUUGAGGCUGCGGAUAUCACGACGGCUAUCAUCAAGGGCCAACUCGCUAGUGACGAGUCACAGGCCAGGAUGAAGACUCGCAUGGGUUACAUGGGACAUCUCACUCUCAUCGCUGAAGAGGUGGUGAAGUUUACGGAACGUCACCCUCCCGAACUCUUGUCUGAGACUGUUCUUGAACGGGUUAUGGACCCGCGAUGGAUCAGCUAUGUGGAAGGCGCCCUCGCCGAAACUCGCGAGCGAGACAACGCCAUUCUCGGCGGAGUCCGUCCCGAGGUGGCUAUGGGUAACCGGGCCGGCAUGUCUGGCAACGGGCUGGCAGCAGUCGGUCUCUCUGGCCUGGGAUCGUCCUUUUCCAACUCCCAGAGCAAUACUGGCUCCAACGCGCUCGCUGAUGCUGGACUCAACGGUAACGCAGACCUUCAAGAAAGCAGCGGUAACGGUAUUGGGCCAUUCGCCAUCAGCUCAGGCACUCUCAUGUCUGGCUUCGGCAGCUCCAGUGAUGAGGAGGACGAGGGGGAAGAAGAGAACGAAGACGAUGUCAACAAUGAGUGCGCAUACGAGGACGGAGGACUCCAUGACAGUCGAAUAUCCCAAGAGGAUCACACCGACGGCGCCGGCGAUGACUUUGGACGUAGGAUAGAUGUAGAGGACGAAAGCAACGAUUCGCCGAACCUUGUAUCUUGGGACGAUAAGGGGUUCCGGGCUUAUACCGAUCCAUUGAACAACACCUCAUCGUCUCUCAACCCGCCAUCGAUCCCUCCGCCUCCGCCGCCGCCGCCGCCAUUGAACAACCCUCCUUCUAGAGCGCGGUUGCAGCUUGCAGCUCGUUUGGCUAUGCACCAGAAGAACCAGGCCGCUGCUUCUCAAGAAGACGACGACGACGACGACAAGGGCGAGUCUGGUGAGGGCGAGCGGCUAGAGAACCCGUUUGCCGAUGACGAAGACGACGAAGAAAAUUCGAGCGACGAGGACGACGAAGACCGUCAUGGUCCAGGGGCAGCGGCAGCUGUUGCAGGUGCCUGGGGUCAACCUGGAAGUGGGUCGUGGUGGCGAGGGGUGGGACGUCAGGGGCGGCCACGAUUUGACGGACAAGAUGAUUCGGACGAGGAAGACGACGAUGAGGAGUUUGGUGAUUUUGCCAUGCCCGAGGUGGAGCCAGCGCCGGGUACGGAUCCCAACGAGAAGGUGAUUCUAAAGCCUCUCGCGGUACACCCGCCGCAGGGUGCUUCAGGAGGCAAAGCCUUUAGCGGUCUGUGGCCGUUUGCAGGUAAGAAGGAUGGCAAGGACGAUGGUGAGAAGGGGCCAUCGGAAGAGACGGCGACGGGAGACGACGAGAAGCCGAUCCAGGCGGCCGUCGAGGCUGCUCGGCGGACGAGCAUCGAAGAUCCGGAUGACGAUGAAGAGGUUGUGGUGCAGAAGCCGACAAGCCUCUGA
Messenger RNA from Colletotrichum tamarilloi, 3801 nucleotides. RefSeq names its product SIT4 phosphatase-associated protein. The coding region runs from base 1 to 3801 and encodes 1266 amino acids. The record is from RefSeq and is a predicted model, not a curated record. Gene Ontology annotation, molecular function: protein phosphatase binding; protein phosphatase regulator activity. The transcript has 5 exons. NCBI's taxonomy places the organism in Eukaryota, Fungi, Ascomycota, Sordariomycetes, Glomerellales, Glomerellaceae. Gene Ontology annotation, cellular component: cytosol; nucleus.